AUGGACCUCCAAGCGCAGGCCGACGCAAUCCGCAGCGCAGUCGGAUCCGUCGCGACCUGCACGCCAGCAACCUCAGCUCUCCUCAAAGGCCUACUCCUCCCCCCAAAAGACGACUCCGCAACAACCGACGACAACACGUCCGCACCCAACUCCCGGCCCGGAAGCAAGGCCACCACCCGACGACCGAGGACCAACACCACGGUCUCCAGGGCCCCCUCACGACGCGCCCGGGCCGCUCCCACGCCGACACCAACAGCGACCGAAUCCGGGCUAUCCACACGCGAAAAGGCGUCUCUGGCCACCCACGUCGUCAAUGCCACGCUUAAAGCCCUCGGCGAGGCAGCCAAGGCGGUCCCUCCGCCCGCUGCGUCGCGGCCAACAACAGAAGACGACGAGGGGACCGGCAAAUCAGCCGGCGCGAGAGCUGCACUCCGGCGGUCGAGUUCGGCGCCCAUGUCCCCGCUACAGCCGCGGUCUCUCAACACGCGAUCGCCCUCUCGGACGGCAUCCGGUGCGGCGAUGUCAAAUACUACGACAACACCACCACCAAGCACAAAUUUGUUAUCGGCAGUUGAGUGCGCACGCGUGGCAUUAGCAGCCCUGCGCCAGCUCCCGGCCUCGGGCAAAGUUACGCUUCCCGAGUUACAGCUAGAAUCGGGCAUGUCAGCGCUUGUUGGGAGGUUGAUCAGUUUGAACCUGCAAGACACUGCCAUCAAGGAACUGCGGAUUUUGAAGAGGCGGCUGGACGGGCUGACUUGUUCGUCCGAUGCCGGGAAGAAGGGACCUAAACCAGAGGAGCCGAAGAACGCGGCCCAACUGUUCUCCGAGCUCCUCGACUUCAGCAGCGUGCAGACAUCAGCGUGUCAACCACCGCUGCUGCAGCUGGUAGUUAGCACGCAGCUCCAAAUCCUACGUGUGCUCGCCCUAGCCAAAAAACCCUCCGCCACCGAAGCCGCGCUGCCGCAUCUCCGCCUCAACCAGCCAUCCUCACCAGUCAGCCUCCUCCUCGCCGCGGCCACCCAAGAUGCCAACGCAGACAAAAGCAAACUCGCCCGCCAAAUGGAAACCAUAGCGCAGUGCUUCCUGGCACUCACCCCGAGCGUGGCCCGCAAGGAUGAUUCCCUGGGACAAGAGACCCGGCUCAGCGUUUCCCCAGCGUCAGCGCUGGAACUGCAGCUGCUAGCCCUCGAAACACGGCUGCACUGCUGGGCCCUAUCCGGUAAACACAAGGGCGACGCCGAGAAAGACAUCCUCUUACCCCUCUCGCGCUGUCUAGCGGCAUAUCUCCGCCGGACCUCAGAGAGCCCCCGGUCGAGUUAUGCCCCGUGCGCGGAGGGGUUUGCACGGGUUGAAAAGAUGCUGCUCUCACAAAAACAAGGGUUUCAACCGGCCAAGGGAUCGAAACAGCCGCUGGCGGGUAUCUAUCAGACGCUUCUCGCUCUGGCGCGGGAUGCGGGGCAGAUUGCAGACGCCCUGGGCUGGGCGGAAAAGUUGCAGGAUGCGCUGGACCACGGACCGACGGGUGAGUCGGUGGCGAAGAUGUGUGCUGUGGCUGCGCAGCGGUUGGUGUUGUUUCUCAAGCAGGCGGGGUCUGCGUCGGAGUCUGGGGCUGACAGUCUCUCGGAUACGGCGUUGGGACUGCUGAAGCAGGUGGUUGACGGCAUUCAGGGCCCGUUGCGGGGUGACUCGGGGGAACUGGACGAGCUGCUGACGCAGGUGUGUGCGGUGCGCAAGGCGGGGAUGCAGUUAUUGUUGGCGAUGGCCAAAGAAGGCGGCGAAGUCAGAGGGGACACGCAAAACCAGCUGGAGACGUUCAUCCUACAGUGUCCACGGUUCUGUCUACGCUGGCUCGGCAAACCGCCAGACCCCAAGUCACAAUCCAAAGACGAGAUCCUCCGCUAUGACCAACGCCGCCAGCUAGUCCGGCCGUAUCUCCCACACUUACUCGACUCGGCGUUUUUGACGAUCAAAACGGGGCUUGACCAGGGUCGGUUGCAGUGGGAAUUGAUGGAUGCCGUGCUGGGGGAUUGUCUCACGCUGCUGCAGUACACCUCUUCCGCAUCGGAGUCUGCGACUUCUGCCCCGGCAUCGUCAUAUCACGUCAAAAUCUCACAUUUUUACUACCUCCAAUACACGUCUCUACGCCAACAACCAUCAACUACGGACGGUGAUGCCAAAAACAGUAAAAGAGACGCCCUCCGCGCCCUGCGGCACUCAAUCGAUGCAGUCCGCCACCGGCCCCGCGCCGAACGGUCCAAAGCCCAGCUUACUCUCAAACUGGAGCGUAUGGCGGAAAUGUGCCGAUCCCUGGGGCGUGCAGACGAGGCGUUGGCCGCACUGCAGGGGAUUCGGCGGACGCUAGUCGAGGAUGGGGUAUUGGUUUCUGUGGCUAGGCGGUUGAGGUCGGUUUCGCCUGCUGUGAUCUGGGCUGGGGGAACUACCGACACCGAGGUGGAAGUUGAAGCGUUGGGGAGGGCGCUGGGGGGCAUUGCGAAAGGGCAGAUGGCUAUGCCAGGCGGCUGGGUAGAUUGGACAGGGGAGUUAGACGAUGAAGGGGAGAUAUCGAGCGAAGAACAGCGAGCAGCGGUGUGGGAGCAUUGGGUGCGGUUUGUUUUGUCUCUUGCCGGGGACGGGGAAGAGAAAGGAGCAGGACUGGAACAAGACAUCGGACUGGACCACCCCGUCGUGGCUGCGCUAUUGGCCGUGUACACCCCCGCGCGGUAUCCCAUCCGUCGGAUGAGGGUGCUGCUGAUGCUGUUGAAUGCCGCGCUGGGGGAUAUCACCCGCGCGAGGGAGGUUCUCGGUUUAUUAGGCGACGAUGCUCUCGACAUAUCAACCCCAGGAAAAAAGCCAGCAAAACCCCUCGGCCAAGACACCUCCCUAGCUCCCUACCUCCCGCACUUCCAAGCGCUCUCCACCGCUCUCACCUCCGCCGUAGACGCCUACCACAACAGCGCCGCUCUCGACCAGGCCGUAUCCAUCUGGAAGGGCCUAGUCGCUUCAGCAAACCACAACAAAACAGCCCUUGAACGACUCAUCGACGAUAUCCCGGGUUUACUAGCCUACCUCGAGUCAGCAGCGGAUUUCUUGCGCGUGCAGGGCCGACAUGCGGCAAGGGCCGGGGUGCUGGAGCUGGUGGGGGAUCUUACGGGGAUGAUGGGGGUUGUUGUGCAGGGGAGAGGGGAACAGGAGGUGCAGGCUGAUUUGGCGCUGCAGUAUACACUUUUGGGUCAGGCGGAGAGGGCGGAGGGGGUGUUUCGGCGGGUGGAGGAGGGCUUGUUGGUGCUUGGGAAUGGAGCCGACAAAAAUGCAAUGUCAGGGGAAGUACGCGCCGGGUUCCAUCUGGCGUUUGCUGAGCACUGUAUCCUACUCGGCCAGGCGAGACAGGCGGAGGAGCAUCUCCAGCGGGCGCAGCAGGCGUUUGUAGAUGACGUUGGGAAGUCUGAUGCGGCUGAGCGAGUGCCGAAACAUGUUCGGGCUGAACGACGCCGGAUGGUGUCCCAUGCAGGGUAUCUGUACUCGCUGCUGGCGCUUGAGCGCGGGGAUUCGCAUCAUGCGCUGGCGUAUGCGCGGGAUAGUGUAAGGGGGCUGUUUCAGGCUUGGACGAAGCUUGAGUCUGGUUUCACGUCCAAACCCAAGAUCAUCGAGGAACACAGUCGUCCAGCAGACGACAACCAAACCAUCGAUUUUUCCUCCCUCCAACCCGCCACAAAUAACGAACCAGACUCCACCCCCCUCCUCUGGCGCCUCUUCCCCCCCCUCUACCGCGCCGUCCUCCGUCUCUCCGCCCUGUACGCGCACCUAGGCAUGUUCCAGGAGACCAUGUACUAUGCCGAACAGGCCCGCAAGAUGGCCGACGCCGUGCGGUCGGAUGUGUAUCGCGCCGAGUGUGCGGUGUGGAUGGCGGGGUUGUUGUGGCGGGCUGGCGAGGGGGAGAGGGAUCGUGCUGGGGGGUUGGUUAGGGAGGCUGUGGGGUUGUUGGGGCUUUCUGGGGGGGGGUAUGUGACGGCUGCGUUGGCGUGUCGCGUGGGGGAGAUGUAUUUGCGGCAAGGGGAUGUUGAAGGCGCGAGGGCGGUGUUGGAGCGGGCUGAGGGGAUGGUUGAGGGAUUGGCUGGCACGCAGGACGAGGACGAGGUCCAGACUAAGAUGGCAAAGCUUGCUAUUUCGGAACAACAGCAGCAGCAGACGAAGAAGCCGGUCAAACGAAAGACGGUCAAGACUCCGGCUAGAGCGGGAAAGACUGCGGUUAGGAAAACGGCCAAGGCAACAGCCAAGACAGCAACCACAACAGCAACAGCUCAAGCUCCAGCUCCCGUUGCGACACCGACACAAGAGACGACCACACAAGCAAACACGCAACUCGCCCAACUCCGCGCGUCGAUCCUCGUGCAAAAAGCCGUGUCCAUGCUCCGCCAGCACGACUGGGCCGCCGCCCAAGACGCUCUGACUGCUGCUGCUGCUGUUUCUAUAGGGACUACGGCAACAGCCACCGUCUCGACGUCGGAUGUCCUCCCUGCGGUCGCCAUGGCGUCGUGUCUGCUGGGCAUGAGCAUGGAACAGAUGGCCGAGGACCCGGUGUUUUCUGUUAUCCAGGAUUCGACUAUUUCCUUUCCGGCCGUGGGUGAUGUCGGCGAAUCAGGGUUGAUAGGAUCCCCAGGGACGCCAGGGACAGUGGUCAGGGGAAGGGGUGGACCAGGGUUAGGGUCUGCAGCAGGGACACGACUAGUCUCGGGGGCCAAGAAACCAGGGUUAGGGUCGCAGUACGUCGACCACCUGCGCGAAGCCCACGAGUACCUCCUCGACGCCCACGCCGUGGCCGCCCUGCGCGGGGACGCCAGUCUGGUGCACCGCAUCUCGGGCAUGCUGCAGAAUGUCGGGUUGUUCCUUGCCGCCACGUCGGGCAAGACCAGGCCGGGCAAGACGAUUACCGAAGCGGAAUCCCAUCCCAGCAGCGCGCAGACCUCGUACUCUGUCGAGCUGGCGCGCAACUUAACCUGGCGUCGGGAACGCCGGGCCUUAGCACAGGAGAAGAACACCAAUAGCAGUUCAUCUUCCAGCGAUACCUGGCCAUCAACCCUCCUCCCCUCUACAACAGGAGCAGGUGGCCCCCGCCGUUCCAGUCUCGGCUUUACCCUAGACCUCCACCGCAUCCAGCGGGAUUACAUCGACCUAGUCCCCUCCAGCUGGAACGUCCUGUCCCUCUCCCUCUCCCUCGGCGAAAACGACACCCACGACCUGUGCAUCACCAAGUUCCAAGCCGGGCAAACCCCUUUUGUUCUACGUCUGCCGCUGGAACGUGCUUCCUCCCGCGACGCGGACAGCGAUGUCUUUGAUUUUGUGCAGGGCAGGGCGGAGCUGCUGGAGAUUAUCGGGGGGAUUAAUCGGACUUGUCAUGAGGCUAAGGGGCCUGUCUCCUUUAACGCCCGCGCAGCAUGGUGGGCCGAACGCGAAGCCCUCGAUACACGUCUGGGCGCCCUGCUAGAAAAUAUCGAGCAGAUCUGGCUGGGGGGGUUCCGCGGGAUCUUUUCGCAGCACGCACGGCGGGCAAGGCACUUGGCAAGGUUCCAGCGGGAUUUUGUGGCUGUUUUGGAUCAGUAUCUCCCUUCGCGUCGGCAGGUGGGGAGGGGGAAGAAGGCUGCUUCUGCUUCUUCCUCUUCUGCUUCCGGAGGGUCAGGGUCAAGGGGGGGAGAGACGAAGAAAGCGACGCUAGAUCCCAACGUACUGGAGCUGUUCAUCGGAUUAGGCGAUGCGUCGCGGCCGGGGUGUGACUUUGACGAGGAGUUGACCGAUUUGUUGUAUUUUGUGGUGGAUAUCCUGCAGUUUCACGGGGAAAGGAAUGCGUAUGAUGAGAUUGCGUUUGAUGGGAUGGCUGUUGCGACGAUGGAUGCGUUGAGGGCGUAUUGGGCGGGGGUGGAUGAGGGGGGGAAAGGAGGAGAUGGGAAGACGACGCAUACGAUACUUUUGCUGGACAAGGCGCUGCACGUGUUUCCGUGGGAAUCACUGCCGUGUAUGCGGGGCUUGGCUGUCUCGCGUUUGCCUUCGCUUGCGUGUUUGCGGAGGUUGCUGCUUGAUCGGCGGGAGGCUGGUGGUCUCAACAACUCUAAUAACAACAAGAACGGCAGCACGAAGAAGCCUAGGGAGAAACAAAGACCCGGCCAUUACAUCUCCCCCAGCGAAGGCGGCACCUACAUCCUCAAUCCCUCCGGCGACCUGACCUCCACCCAAGCCACCUUUGCCCAGCCCCUCGCCAACCCCCCCCCAGCACCCUGGACCUCCAUCCUCACCCGCCCCCCCACAGAACCCGAAUUCGCCCUCGCCCUCACGUCCUCCCCCCUCCUCCUCUACUUCGGCCACGGCUCCGGGGCUCAAUACAUCCGCGGCCGCACCAUCCGGCGUCUCGACCCGCGCUGUCGCGCCACAGUGUUGCUCAUGGGUUGUUCGUCUGCCGCGUUAUCAGACAACGGCGAGUUUGAGCCUGCGGGACCGGUGUGGAAUUAUUUGAUGGCGGGGUGUCCUGCUGUUGUGGGGACGCUGUGGGAUGUGACGGAUCGGGAUGUGGAUCGGUGGGGGGGGGGGGUCUAUGGACGGGCGAGUUUGGUGGAGGCGGUGGCUACGGCUAGGGGGAGGUGUCGGUUUCGGUUUGUGACGGCUGCGGCGGCCGUGGUGUAUGGGAUUCCGGUGUAUGUUGAGCGGGGGUAA
Messenger RNA from Dichotomopilus funicola, 6699 nucleotides. Its product is annotated as peptidase family C50-domain-containing protein. The transcript is spliced from 7 exons. Gene Ontology annotation, molecular function: protein binding; cysteine-type endopeptidase activity. Lineage: Eukaryota; Fungi; Ascomycota; Sordariomycetes; Sordariales; Chaetomiaceae. Bases 1 to 6699 code for a protein of 2232 amino acids. The record is from RefSeq and is a predicted model, not a curated record. Gene Ontology annotation, cellular component: cytoplasm; mitotic spindle pole body; mitotic spindle. Gene Ontology annotation, biological process: meiotic chromosome separation; proteolysis.